Phaeoacremonium minimum UCRPA7 is the source of this 747-nucleotide messenger RNA. RefSeq lists its product as hypothetical. The coding region runs from base 1 to 747 and encodes 248 amino acids. The transcript has a single exon. The record is from RefSeq and is a predicted model, not a curated record. Lineage: Eukaryota; Fungi; Ascomycota; Sordariomycetes; Togniniales; Togniniaceae.
AUGAAGACUGUUGCUGCUCUCAUCUUCACUGCCGCUCUGGCAAGUGCCCAGGUCCAGUACAACGAGACCACCGGCCAAUACACCUGCGCCAAGCCCGGCCAGGCCUACUGCGCUGGCGACUCUCUGGCGACGAACAUCAUCAUCCGCUGCGAUGAGAAUGCUAUCGGCCAUGGAGGCAACUGCAACGACAACCUGGCCGGCGAGCCGCCGCUGGGUGUGAACUUUGCUCCCUGCUGGCAGACCUCCGAGACCAGCGGCGAUGCCGCCUGCUCCAAGAACUGCAUCGUCUAUGGCGGCUCUGGCAACUACAACGGCACCUUCACUCUGCCCGCCGAUGUCUGCACGCCGUCUUACACUGCCACCAGCUCGGUCGCCAGCAGCACUGCGGCGCCCACCUCCUCCGUGACCACUCUCACCACCAUCUACACCCAGACCACAACCCCGGAGGGAGAGUCCACCACCAUCACCGACGUCUACACUGAGACCACAACCUACUGCCCAGAGUCGACUGUCACUCCCAUCUCCAGCUACACCACAGUCAUCCCGCCGCCCCUGAGCACCGGCCCCAGCUCCAGCAUCCUGCCGCCUCCAAGCAACGGAACUGCCACUGGCACCGGCAGUGCCACCCACACUCCCGUUGGCCCGACCACCACCGGCGCGACCACCAUCCCCACGGCUGGCGCGGCCGCGAACCGUGUCGGCGCUGGCCUGGCUGCCGUUGGUCUGGCCGCUGCUUACUUCCUAUGA